Linderina pennispora is the source of this 997-nucleotide messenger RNA. RefSeq lists its product as uncharacterized. The record is from RefSeq and is a predicted model, not a curated record. Lineage: Eukaryota; Fungi; Kickxellomycota; Kickxellomycetes; Kickxellales; Kickxellaceae. Bases 124 to 936 code for a protein of 270 amino acids. The transcript has a single exon.
UCAGCAAUUCCCGGGCUCUCACCUGAAUUGUCUCCAGAAACACUAUUUCUCAGCACGCCUGCCCUUAGUACCAAUCCCUUGGCCACAGCCACGCCGGCCAGCAUCCAGCCAUGCCUGGCGUGUAUGCUCCAGUCGUACAUGUCCAGCGAGAUGGUACACGGCCGCCUCCAGCACGCUUCGUUUGUAUUCAAUCAAGACAUCGAAGACACAUUCAUGUCGAUAGUCCGCGACGAGGCGGCUCAGGGAUCAGUUGAUUACGAAGAUGCGCUCAGCGGCGUGGUCAAUGCCUUCCAGGAGGGCAUUGAGCGGCGGCGCAAUGACAGGCAAGGGGCAAAACGCGCCCGCGAGCUGCUCAACACGCUGUUUGGCUCGGGCACUGACCGCGGGAUAUUGGGAAAAACAUUCGACAAUAUGCGCGAAUUAGUGAAGGUUAUCAUGGUCGGUCUAGCUGACAGUCAGUCAAGGGCGGCAGAAGAGUCUUCCAAAAGCGCCACACCGGCUCCGGCCCCGCCCCCUCCAAAGGAAGACCAAGACCCACCGCCAGGACCAAAGAAAUCAAAGAAGCCGCCUCCACCCAAGAGUGACGACGACGACGAUGGUGAUACGGGCGAUGACGAUGAUGACCGGGACGGCGAAAAUGCGAAGAAACAAAAGAAAGCUUCUUCGCCAAGGCCAGCCACUGCACCCAAUCAUGCCAGCGGGAACAAAGGCGGUGGCAACACCGGCAGCAAGAAUCCACCAAACAACCAGUGGAGCCAAGGAAACCCGAGCCCGAACAAAGGGAAUCCGGGCAGCGGCAAUGGGCCAAAGGGGAGCCAGAACGGCAAUGGUAGCCGAGGCAACAAAGACGACGAGUUCGACGACUUUGACGACUUUGACGACGACGGCAGCGACAAGGGCGGCAGACACGGCAGCGAGGAAUGGCACAACGCGUAAAUGCCCAGCUUCAGAUUCUGGAUAUAGUGGCUACUUCUUUUUUGCUAUUGUUAAAGACAAG